Hevea brasiliensis (rubber tree) is the source of this 1908-nucleotide messenger RNA. RefSeq names its product mitogen-activated protein kinase kinase 5. The transcript has a single exon. Gene Ontology annotation, molecular function: ATP binding; protein serine/threonine kinase activity. Gene Ontology annotation, cellular component: cytoplasm. Gene Ontology annotation, biological process: protein phosphorylation. The record is from RefSeq and is a predicted model, not a curated record. Lineage: Eukaryota; Viridiplantae; Streptophyta; Magnoliopsida; Malpighiales; Euphorbiaceae. Bases 369 to 1427 code for a protein of 352 amino acids.
AAUCACAAUUUCCAUUUUUUACUCUUUUAAUUUUCUUAAAAACAAAUUAAAAAAAAAAAUAAUUAUAAGAAUUUUCUCGCUUUUCUCUCACCUGCAAAGAAGGCUCUUUACAGCAGAAGCGCUUUCCCUUCUCUCUCUCUCUCUCUUCAAGAAAAAAGAAAAAUUCGAUUGUUCUUAUUUUUGUUGUAAAGAAAGAAUUGAAUACAAAGCCUUCCUUGGCGGUGAAGCUGUCCAUAGAAGAAGAAGAAGAAGAAGAAGAAAAAAGAUUGUCCAAACGGAGCCCUAUAAAGAAGGGGCAAAAAUAGAAAAAGAAAAGGGGGAAAAAAAGGAGGAAAACCGAUUCAAUCAAAUCUUAUCGCAUCGGAGUCAUGAGGCCGAUUCAACCAACGCCGGGAACGGGAACGGGAACGGGAACGGGAACGGGAAACGGAAGUGGAAAUGGCACGGCCAAUCGAAACAAGACCAGGAAACGGAACUUAACCCUACCUCUUCCUCAGAGAGACCCAAGAUUGGCGGUUCCGCUUCCUCUUCCACCUACCUCCAGCUCCGCACAAACUCAGCAACUGAGUUUUUCGGACCUCGACCGAAUCAAUCGCAUAGGAAGUGGCAGUGGCGGAACCGUGUAUAAAGUGAUCCACCGUCCGACGGGGAAGCUUUACGCGCUGAAAGUGAUAUAUGGAAACCUUGAGGACUCGGUGAGGAACCAGAUCUGCCGCGAGAUCGAGAUUCUCCGAGGCGUCGAUCACCCAAACGUGGUUAAAUGCCACGAAUUUUACGAGCAAAGUGGGGAGAUCCAAGUCUUGCUAGAAUUCAUGGACGGCGGAUCCCUAGAAGGGACCCAUAUCGGCCUGGAGGCCCAAUUGUCGGACGUGGCCCGGAAAAUCUUGAGCGGGAUUGCGUAUCUCCACCGCCGGAAAAUAGUGCACAGGGAUAUCAAGCCUUCGAAUCUUUUAAUCGAUUCGAGCAAGAAUGUGAAAAUUGCAGAUUUUGGGGUGAGUAGGAUUCUGGCGCAGACCAUGGAUCCCUGCAAUUCAUCGGUGGGUACUAUUGCGUAUAUGAGUCCUGAGAGGAUCAACACAGACUUGAAUCACGGCCAAUACGACGGCUAUGCUGGCGAUAUUUGGAGCUUGGGGGUGAGCAUAUUGGAGUUCUAUCUGGGGAGGUUUCCUUUUGCAGUUGGGCGGCAGGGCGAUUGGGCGAGCUUGAUGUGUGCCAUUUGUAUGUCGCAACCACCGGAGGCUCCGCCUACCGCUUCGAGGGAUUUUCGUGAUUUUAUUAGUCGUUGUCUGCAGAGGGAGCCGGCGAGAAGGUGGAUGGCGAAUCAGUUGUUAAAUCAUCCGUUUAUAUCAAGGAAUAGUGGAGGCCAAAGAGAGGUGAAUCAGAGUCUACAUCAACUCUUGCCUCCCCCACGUCCUCUUUCUUCUUAGCUUCUUCUUGUUCUUCCUGCUCUUUUAUUUUUGCCUUUUCAAAAUAUAUUUUGCGAAUUAUCUCCAUGAUUUUGGUCUUUAUCUUUGUUGCUGUUGUUAUUGUUGGUGUCUUAGUUUUUUCUCCUCUCUUCAAUCCUUCCUUUUUGUAAUUUGUCAUAUGAUGGGUCGGAUUUUAUUUUUAGAAAGAAAUGGGGAAUGGGGUUCAUGCUCCUGGUUUCAACAUUCAAUCAGAAUUGAAUCAAUCUGUCUGUGAUGAUAAAGCUUACCCAGGAAAAAAAAAAAAGGAAAAACUUUCUUCUAUUACUGGCCCAAACUUUGGUGUGAACCCUUGUUAUAUUCAAUUUAGGAGAAAUUGGAGAUUGGUUGUGGAGAAUUUGGGUUAAAUUUUUGCUUAUAUUUAUUAUGAGUUGGCUUAUUCAUUGGGAAGAUUCAGAAAUUCAAUCUAUGAGAAUAAGAUAUGCUCAACGUGCUAUAUUAAUAA